AUGUUCAGCUCAACCUCUUUUGCGUUUGCUUAUUUUGCGUUCUCUUCUCUCGUUGCGGAAGCUUUGCCUGCACCUGCCCCAUCUGCACCAUCGUUUUCGCUCCAAUCUUAUUACCACGGACCGCCAGCCUGGAGCCCCUCGGCCACGUACGAAUCGACUUCGACCUUCCCGACCCUCUCUAUCGGAUCACAACACAUCGCACCUUCUGGAAUUGUCCCUCUGGAUAUCUCGCCUCUGGCUCUGGAUUUUACCCAACCGCAUCUGGAUAUGCUUGGCCUACUGGAACUGGAUUCCCUUCUGGACACCGCCUCGGCUUCUGCUAACAGCACCCUCGCCUCGUCAACAUCAGUCGUUGCUUCUAGCUCUGCAACUACCUCCACCGCACCUGCCGUUCUCCCCGACGUUCUUCGCGGAGUGAACAUUGGCGGCUGGCUUAUUCUCGAGUCUUGGAUGAACGGGGACGUCUUUGCCAACACUGACGCCAAGGACCAGUACUCUUUCGACAGCUGUGACGGCGCCAAAGACAAGUUGGAGCAACACUGGUCAACCUACUUCACCGAGUCCGACGUUGUGGGACUGGCUGCCGCAGGGAUUAACGCUGUGCGUAUCCCCAUCGGUUUCUGGUCCUAUGUUGAGUCUGCACCCUACCUCAUGGGCGCCGAUGCUUACCUGGAGAAGGCCAUUGGCUGGUGUCGCAACCACGGCAUCAAGGUUCUCGUCGACUGCCACGGCUCGCCUGGCUCGCAGAACGGAUUCGACAACUCUGGCCGCUCAGGCAACGUUGCCUGGCAGCAAGAGGACAACAUGGAGCAGAGCAUCAGCAUCCUCGAGACCAUCGCCAAGAAGUACGGUGCUCAGGAGUACGCUGACGUGGUGUUCGGAAUCCAGCUUGUCAACGAACCCAUCUCGUGGGACCAGAACAACAUCGACACGACCAAGGAAUGGGCGAAGAAGGCUUAUGCAGCUGUCAAGUCUGCAUCGACCAACCAAGACCUUGCUGUUAUCAUGCACGAUGGCUUCAUGGGACCUUCUGACUGGGAAGAGGUCGGCUCUGCUGUCAACGGAGACGCUUCUCUUUCUGAUGCCAAGUUCUGGAUCGACACCCAUCUCUACCAGAACCAGGUUUCAGCUGACUCUCUGCUCACCCAAGAUCAACAUGUCGCCAAGGCUUGCAACUGGCAGUCGACCGAAUUACUACCUUCAUCUUCGAAGCUGCCUGUGAUUGUUGGCGAGUUCAGCGCCGCCACCAACAUCUGCGCCAACCCUGAUGGUUCCACUGUUGCUGGCAGCGUCUGCUGGACUGACGGCUGCCAAUGCUCGGCCAACGUCCCCAUCGAGAACUGGAACCAGCCUCUUAUCCAAGCCACGCGCAAGUUCCUUGAAGCCGAGCUCGACACAUUCGAGGCACAUGCUCGCGGCUACUUCAUGUGGAACUUCAAGGGUGCCGGUGCUUGGGGCUACCAGAACGCCGUCAAGUAUGGCUUGAUUGGAGACAAGAUCACAGACAGAAAGUACCCUGCUCGGAAGCAUCUAUCUACCACACACAAUGUCCGCCGACACAAUCAGCAACCCCCUCAGCCCGCCGGCGAGUCCAAGAGCGCUCGCAAGAAGCGUGAGAAGGCCGAAGCCGCUGCUGCUGCUCAAGCCGCCAGCCAGCCUCAGCAGGACAGCGACGGCCAGAAGACGCCCGACCUCGCAGACACCAACGGCGAUGCCUUUGAGAGCUCCUACGUCAAGGAGUUGCAGAAGAACAUCCGCAAUGUGAACAAGAAGCUUAAUGCCAUGACCAGACUGGACUUUAUCCUCGCCGAGAACCCUGGCAAGUCUCUUGACGAACUCCUCGCUGCCCGCAAGAUCAACGCCGACCAGAAGGCCCAAGCAUCCAAGAAGCCCGCUCUCCAGGCUUCGCUCGCUCAACUCGAGGAACAGAUCGCUCAGUACAAGAAGGUCGAUGCCGACUACCAGUCGCGCAUGUCCGCUCAGCACUCGCACCUGACCUCAACCCACCAGGCCGAAAUUGAGAAGCUAAAGGCCUCUCUGAAGGAGCAGCUCGAGGACCAACUCAACUCUGCUCUGCGCCAGAAGCUACUUACCUUCAGCCAGUUCCUCAGAGCUGCUGCCGCCAAGCGUGUCGUUGAAGAGGAGGCCGACACUGAUGAGUCAAAGGCAUUCGAGGGUGCCCUGCUGCUGGUCUACGGAGGUGACGACAAGGCCGUCGAUGCUGUCAUGAACUUGAUUCAGGGUUCUGACGAGCAGGUGCCCUCGGUUGAGGGCGAGCUUCUGCCUGUCAAGUAUUCGCAAGUCAAGCAGGCUGCCGUUGGUUUCGGCGCAUUCCCUGGCGAGGAGGCUGCUCAAGAGGAGGCCUCUACCGAGUCCACUGACGCUACCACUGUCCAGCCUGAGGACACCAUCCCUUCGAGCGAUCCCACCAUUGCACACGCCGGCCUCACCGAGCUUGGUCUGAAUCAGCCCGCAGAGGAGGAGAAGCCGAUCGUCGUUGCAGACGAUCAAAUCGCUGAAGCCUCCAUUGAUGACGGCUCUGCCAACAAGUCCGCCGAGACACAGUGGGACAACGCUGCUGCCACCGCCGGCACCGAAGAGCAGCUUGACGACUCAUACGAGAUGGUUCCCCGUCCCGCCGACGAGACCGAGGCUGUCCACGAACCCGCCCAGCCCCAAUCGACCAGCUCUUGGGCCGAUCAGACAUCUGCAAACGCCACCGCUACCGAGGCUGCUGCCGAGAACAACAACACCACCAACGGUCUUGCCUCGACCGAUGCCGAGGGAUACCAAUCUGUCGAGAGACGCGGAGGAAGAGGAGGACAAGGCCGCGGAGGCCGUGGACGUGGCAGCCGUGGUGGCCCUAGAGGCGGACACCGCGGCAGCUUCAGAGGAGGCCGUGGUGACGGUCGCGGUCGUGGCCGUGGCGGAGCCCCUCAGCCUCAGGCAUAG
This is a messenger RNA of Aureobasidium uvarum, 2952 nucleotides long. The record is from the annotation of a GenBank genome assembly. Lineage: Eukaryota; Fungi; Ascomycota; Dothideomycetes; Dothideales; Saccotheciaceae.